UGUUUUGCCCCUCGACAUUAAAUAUAACUGGAGUGCCGCUGAGGAUUUGAGUGUAGUCGGUUGUUGCCCCCUUCCUCGUCUAACAACGCAAAGAAAAGGAAUCCCACAGAAAGCGAGGAGAUGUGUCGGUCCGUCCUAUUCGCCCUGCUUGGUCUGACAGCCGGACUCGUUAUUGGGUUUCCCACCCAGGAAGAGGAAAACAGUGGCGGAAAACACUGGGUGCUUAUUGUGGCUGGCUCCAACGGCUGGUACAACUACAGGCACCAGGCCGAUGCUUGCCAUGCCUACCAGAUUGUCCACAGGAAUGGCAUCCCCGACGAGCAGAUUGUGGUCAUGAUGUACGAUGAUUUGGCUGAAAAUGAACAGAAUCCUACCCCUGGGAUACUGAUCAAUAGACCAAAUGGCAGUGAUGUGUACAAGGGAGUUCCUAAAGACUACAUCGGGGAAGAUGUUACCCCAGAAAACUUCCUGGCAGUGUUGAAGGGUGAUGCCUCAAAAGUCAAAGGUGGCUCUGGAAAAGUGCUGAAGAGUGGACCCAAUGAUCAUGUGUUUGUUUACUUCACCGAUCACGGAGCACCUGGUAUUCUGGCAUUUCCCGCCGAUGAGCUCCAUGUUGAAGACCUUCAAGCAGCCAUUACAUACAUGCACGACAACAAGAAAUACAAAAAGAUGGUGUUCUACAUUGAAGCAUGUGAGUCGGGGUCAAUGAUGAACCACCUGCCUACUGACGUUGAUGUGUAUGCCACCACAGCAGCCAACGCUGAGGAGUCCUCUUAUGCCUGCUACUAUGAUGAGAAACGGGACACCUACCUGGGUGACUGGUACAGCGUGAAUUGGAUGGAGGACUCUGAUGUGGAGGAUCUGAGAAAAGAAACAUUGCUACAGCAGUUUAAGAUUGUGAAGAACCACACAGACACGAGCCACGUCCAGCAGUACGGAAACAAGACUUUGGCCCACAUGAAAGUUAUACAGUUUCAGGGUAAUCACAAAGCAGACAGUCCAGCUCCGAUGAACCUGCCACCAAUUACAAACCUGGAUCUGACCCCGAGCCCUGACGUUCCUCUGGCCAUCCUGAAGAGGAAGAUGAUGGCCUCCAAUGACAUCAGUGUGGCACGGGGCUUGCUCAUGGAGAUCAGUGCCCACCUCAAGCUCAGGGACAUUAUGGCCGACACUAUGCGCAAAGUGGUCGAGAGAGUCGUCGGCAAUACGUUCAAAGCCAAUGACAUGGUAAACAGCAGAGCUGACCUCUCCCAGCAUCAGUGCUACAAGGCGGCAGUGAAGCACUUCAAACACAACUGCUUCAACUGGAGCAAACCUGAGUACGAAUACGCACUCAGACAUCUGUAUGCGCUGGUGAACCUUUGUGAGGGAGGAUAUCCUGCAGAGAGCAUCCAGCAGGCCAUGGACACCGUGUGUGGCCACUAAAAGGAUUUCUGUGAAACCAUCAAAGCCUCUGGUUCUUCCGCUUGAGAAGCUGCGAAAACUGAGCUUCUCUUUGCACCACUUGGGAAUCAGUCGGAUGUGGAGCUGACCUUAUUGUCUUAUGAGCACACUAUAAAUUUUAAAGUCGUUUUUGAUUUUACUGAUUUUUCUUUUAUGAUGACUUCACAGUGAAGAGCGUGCGAGACUUUUUAUUGCUACCCGUUUUGUUUUUAGAACAAAAUACACAAUUAUAAUAUGGACUGCAAAUAAAAUUGUUUGCUAAGCUUUAUUUGUGGUAUUGCCAAGGGCAGACCACUAAACAAUGAAUGUUAAGCCUCAAGAGACUUUUUUUGUGACAUUGCUGGGAAUAAAAUCCGAUGGAGCCAAGGUGACAUGCUUUCUGGAUGAUAUUUCUAAUAGCUGCUGUUUACUGUUUCAGCAGCUAACCUCAGAAGGAUUUCUUUUCCAGAUAAUUCUGCAUUUCCUAUGAUCAGAAACCUUUAAGUUUGCACACCACUGUGUGAUAGAUACAUAAAUGCACCCAUAUCCUCUGGCUGUGAACUGCUGUGAGCUUUAACAGGAUUUUGGACUCCCUGUGAUCUUGAUUUUUAAAAGCUGAUAGUUUAUUACAGGAUACCAAUGAGCCCGAGAGCAGGUCUAUAUUUACAGAAACAGAACAGAGACUGUGGGGUCAUCAGAGAUCAGGUGAAGGGCUUGAGAUUGAUCAAUUAAAAACAAACUUGUUUAUACUACAGCAUUGGGGCUAUUAGUGUCAUUGAUUUAUGUAAAUUCCUUUAAAAACAUUUUAAAGGAAUUUCCUCAUUUUCCACUGCAGAAAGAAAUCUAAAUAAAGUAAAAAUGCACUCACUAAGCAUUGCUAA
Messenger RNA from Maylandia zebra (zebra mbuna), 2303 nucleotides. RefSeq names its product legumain (gene lgmn). Gene Ontology annotation, molecular function: cysteine-type endopeptidase activity. The record is from RefSeq and is a predicted model, not a curated record. Gene Ontology annotation, biological process: vacuolar protein processing. Lineage: Eukaryota; Metazoa; Chordata; Actinopteri; Cichliformes; Cichlidae.